ACCAGCUUCAACAGCAGCAGCAGCAGCAGCAACACGCCGUUCGCAGCCCUUCCGUGGGCAGUGUAAGGCCGGGCGGGUUCGAUUCGGGGGCGGUGGUGGCGGUUGGAGAUCCCCGGCUGGCUGCCGUUGCGGGCGGAGUCGCUGCGGGUGGCUACGAGCCGCCCCAGCACCACCAACAGCAGCAACAGCAACAGCAAUACGCACAGCAUUUGCAGUACAAUGGGACGUAUGAGCAGCAGCAGCAGCAAGGGCUCGGGUAUCCGCAGCAGAAGUAUGGCCAGCGGCUGCAGCAGCAGCAGCAGCAGCAGCCGUACUACCAGCACCAGCAGCACAAACAACCAGAAGAGCAGGAGCAGGUUGUCAUUGCGCAUGCGGAGUUGUUUGGGGAGGACGAGGGCGAGGAUGAUGAGGAGGUACCGGCGACGCCGCCGGAGGAGCAGCUGGCGACGCGGUCGAUGGGCAUGGGGGUGCUCGGGGCUGGAGUAGGGUUUGGACUGGGACCGGGUCAUGAAAAUCAGGGUGGAUGAGCCUGCUAAUAUACCGGUAGCAUAAAAGGAGACAGAAAUGCCGCUUUCAUGUGUGACGGCCGCGUGGAGCUAAGUUCCGGGUAGAAGAUAUGAAAGGUGACUUCAUGCAAAGUUGGAAGACUAUAUGUAAUCCUUCGCAUAUCUUAACAUUUUUGAUCUUCCAUGUCGGUUGUAGCGUAACCUGUCCUGCUUGCAUGAUUUGGCUGCAGAAGCGGGAACUUGGGAUGGAUGGUUACAGCAUGCGUUUCGUCGACGCCCUUUUCAUGACUUAAUGGCUGAAACUGUAUGUCAUCGCUCCGCGUAAUGUGUAUGGAGGGCGUCCCGUGCGCCUCCAGGCGUGGAUUCGGUAUCUAAUUACCUGCCAUAAGACUGGCGUAACCAAGCGCCUCGAGUUCUCCGUGUGACGUUUAAAGUGAUUGGCAUGUUUCAUUUACCUAUAGUGUUCUGGUGCUAGGCAGGCUGACUUAAGCGCGCUCAAUAUCUAAGGCGCGCUUUCCGUUAGGAAGGUUGCCUCAGAUACGGAAGCCCGAAAUCACUUGCAUUCGCGCAAGCACAGCAACGUUCCCAAUAUAUUUUACUUAUACGUUUAAGUUGUGGACGUCCAUAUCUUACUAGAGUACAGUGAGCUUCCAUCGUGAACCAGUAUUACUUGCGCGCUCCAAGCGUUUCGUGACGACUUUAGCAGGCUAAGACUUUACUACUUCAUCUUUUUGGAGCACCUGGUUGCGUGGUCUACGGCCAACCUCUUCGUUUCGGAAAAUGCAGAGCUUGCCGAACGCGACGAGGCAACACCCCAACAGGAGCCUUCCCCAGCGGACAUGUAAGCCUUCUUUCCACCAGCUGCGUCCCCGUGGCCUACGGUCCUGCCCUCCGUCCGCUUUCGGCAACACACAUCAGCCCUCGACCUCAGAUGGCCAGCAGUCAGCCGCUCGCCUUACGCAACCCAGGCCAUAUCGCGAUAAUGGCGCAGUUAUGGAGGGCGGUGCUAGCGGCAGCACGUCGCGCGCGGCUCCCGCGCAACCGCAACAAAUGCCAUGGGAGCGUGCUGACGAUGCCGAAACGGGCUCGCUGUCUCGCCAGGGCCAGGCCAUCUGGCCCCGCGGCAAUUUGACCGCGGUCGUGCUUGGAGGCGGCGAGACGGACAGUCGUCGCUUGUUCCCGCUCACCAAGGUCCGCACGCUGCCUGCGGUGCCCUUCGGUGGAGCCUAUAGGAUCAUCGACCUGCUGAUGUCGAACCUGCUCAACAGCGGAGUCAACAAGAUCCACAUCCUCACCGCGUACAACAGCUACUCGCUGAACCGCUACCUGCAGCGCACGUACGACAUGUCGGGCGGUGUGCCGUACGGCGGUGACGGUUACAUCGAGGUGGUCGCAAACAGCAUGUCCCCAGACAGUCAGAAGUGGUUCACGGGUACGGCGGAUGUGGUACGGCAGUUCAUGACGUACUUCGACUCCAACACCAAGAACCGCUUCAUCGAGGACAUCCUCAUCCUGCCGGGCGACCACGUGUACGCUGCCGACCUGACCCCCAUCAUCUCCUACCACCGCUCCAGCGGGGCGGACCUCACCGUGGUGUGCCGCCCAGUCAGCGGGGAGCAGGCCAAGAAGCUGGGGGUGGUCAAGAUGGACUCCUCUCUGCGCAUCAGCGCCUUCACCGAGAAGCCCGAGGGCGACCAGCUGCUGCAGAUGGCCAUGAGCGACGACGAGAUGCGCCCCUUCCUGGAGGCGCACCAGGAGGAGGCGGCAGCGGCAGCAGCAGCAGCCCAGGAGGGGGGCAGCAGGGAUGAGGCGGUGGAGCGGGCGCUGCGGGCUGCGCAGGAGGUGGCGCGGGUGGGGGGCGGCUCGGGGGACCGCAUGAUGCUGGACACGCUGGCCUCCGCGGACGAGUCCCCCGAGGGGGGUGCCUACGUGGGCUCCACGGGCAUCUACAUCUUCAGGCGCUCCGUGCUGUCCGAGGUGCUCAACCGUCACUUCAAGAGCCACGACUUCGGGCGCCAGAUCAUCCCCGACAUCAUCAGGGAGGGAUUCAAGGUCCACGCCUACCGCCUGCCCGGCUACUGGGCCGAUGUGGGCGGUAGUGUGGCGGACUUCUACGCCGCCAACCUGGCGCUGCUGGGGGAGAAGCCCUCCAUCAGCUUCGGAGCGCCCGCCAGCUCGCCCUUCUUCAGCCACCCGCUCAUGAUCCCCGCCACCCAGAUGUACGGCACCCGGCUGAGCCGCUGCUUGGUGAGCGCGGGGUGCAUCAUUCGCGACAGCGUCAUCAGCAACAGCGUGGUGGGGCCGCGGGCCAUCAUUGGCCCCAACGUGACCGUGUCCGACAGCCUCAUCAACGGUGCCAGCUACUACGACCACGAGAAGCCGCUGGAGCGACCCAUCUCGGCAGCCUACCCGCCCCUGGGCAUUGGUGAGGGCAGCGAGGUGCGCAAGGCCAUCGUCGACCUGGAUUGCCGCGUGGGCAAGAACGUCAAGCUGGUCAACAAGGAGGGGGUGUACGAAUCGUACGAUCGCGCCGUACAGGGCAUGUACAUUCGUGACGGCAUCAUCGUGCUGUCGCGCAGUGCCGUCAUCCCGGAUGGCACCGUGCUGUGAGGUCGAGGAGCAGGAGGACGAGGAAAAGGGUGAGGAGGAGGAAGAGGGUGAGGAGGAGGAGGGCGGUGAUAUGAAGGAUUAGGAGGGGGAGGAGGGGGAGGAGGAAGAAGAGGGGGGUGGGGUUGAUGCAGCCCAGUGCGGUGAUCGGUGUACGGCAAUUUUGCGUGUGUCUUAAGCUGAGAGUCGGAAUAUGAACGGGUGGACGGGUGAACGGCUGGGAGAUGUAGGGGAAAGGUGGUGUUGCUCUGUGUGUGUGUUUGGGGGGUAUUUAUGUGUUUAGUUGAAUGACCAAACCAUAGGAAACCAUGAUUUUGCCGUCGCAGGGUGGGGGAGGUGCGAAGUGCGCAAUGACGGGCUGUACUGUCCCCAGACGGCUGCUGGCGGUGGCCUCGGCUGUGUGUUGCAAACUUGAGCGUGAUUCAGUCCCCGCCGUGAUCGGGAUGUUGGACGUGCGCGUGUUAUACGGUAUGCUACUAUAACUUCAAUAAAAGACGUGUUUGCCAUAUUGCGUUGCUGCUACAGUAGUUAAAUGAAACUCCGUAACACACCUGCGUGGGUAGGUUGGCUUGCUUGCUCUCGUACCUGACGGCAACCAUGACGUACGGCAAAACACGACGUACGGUUUCGAGUACGGUCGCGUGGAGUACGAAGCCCCAGAUGUUGGAGUGCGUGCGGGGGGGUGUCAGGUGGUGAUCAGUGCGACAAGGUUUUGUUGCCCUCGCGUGCAACAGGCCCUUGGUUUCAUUAUUGCUUGGAUGUUGAGAACAGCAGGCACAUCUGACACGGACUGCGCCUGCUGCCUGCUCUCCGCCGCGCCUCCCUCACUAGGGUUUCUCCUCCUUUGCCUGCAUCCUCCCACAUCCACAUCCCGGACUGAGGUCACCAUGCCUCCUGCUAGCCUACCGUACUCGACUGCACCUCGCGUUGACGUUUGCGGAGGAUGGCGUUGUUGGUGUGGUUGUGGGCAGCCGAUGUUGCGGGUCGAUGUUUUGUUUUGUUUUUGUACGGCAGGGUAAUGGGGUCUGCCUGUUGUUGGUGCCUCCGCUAGGCAGCCAGCGCUUGUUUCUGUGCGCGGACGUUGUGUGCUGAUGGGGUUAUCGAUGCGUUGUGGCAGUAGCUUUAUUUUGUGUGGUAGCGGUUUUGGGUGUUUUGGGGUUUUGCGUUGUCUGCAAAGCCCGGGCUUGAUCGUUGCGUCUUGUUGCGGCUAUAUCCUGUGUUGCUUUACUUGUUAGCGAUUGUUGGUGCUGCGCACGUGUCGUGAUGUUGCCCUAGUACAUUAUUGCAAUACAAGUGGUGUGUGCUGAAGAGAAUGCAGGUAGCGUGCACAAGGUAUGUUGUUGCGUGUGCAUGCUGCUCCAGAUAACGACUGGUACAUGGCACAGGGCGCUGCUGGCAAUCAACGGUGGUGUUUAGCAUGCGUGUGCUUCUAGUUUACUUCGUUCUCUCCCUCUCGUUUCCUAGUGUAACAGUGUAAAUGCUGGAAUCAA
Messenger RNA from Astrephomene gubernaculifera, 4603 nucleotides. The record is from the annotation of a GenBank genome assembly. Lineage: Eukaryota; Viridiplantae; Chlorophyta; Chlorophyceae; Chlamydomonadales; Astrephomenaceae.